CCUUCCUUUGCAUACAAGGAUACAGGGGCUUGCAUGGCAACAUGGAGAGGAGGUCAUGUUGAAGACACGCAGCGAGAAAGGGGGAGAGAGGAAAAAGGAACAAGACAGGAGAAACUGAGAGGAGCAUCUGAGAGGGUAACUGCCUGUUUACUCACUCUUUCCUUCUUGCUCCCCCUCCUGUCCAUUCACUUCCACUCACAGCACAAACGUUCAGGCAGCUAGGUAGACACAGCGGAGCUCAGAGCUCUGAGGGAUGGAUAAAAAGGUUCCCACGUGAAAGGCAUGAAUCCACAGAAGAAGAGGAGAGUGAGAUAGAAAAAGAGAACCAGAGAGGAAAGGAGAAAGAGGAAAGGAAAGGGAGACAAGAAAGGAGCAGAUGGACUCUACACAGAGGAAAGGAAGCGGUGUGAAGCUCACCAAGCAGCCGUGACAGAGAGGUGGGAAUAAGAGCAAACAUGAACGCCGGAGGGAUGGAAGAAUGGACUGAAGAGACGUGAAGGAAUAGCAGAGAAGAGGAGCGAGUGUUUGUGGGAGAAAGAGACAACACAGAAGGGAAACAGGAAGAGAGAGAUGUGGAACUCACACUGUCUGCAACCAUGAGAGAAUGAGUCACUGAGAGAAGAGCUGAGAAAAAAAGAAACCGAGAGAGAGUGAUAAAAUCAAAAAGGAAGUUAAAACCGAUAGGCCAUUAUGGGGAAGUACACAGGUCCAUCCCAUACUUUGGCCAUCCAAUCUCCUGAGGGCCCAGGGGACACAGCAGGUGGAGAAGGAGGGGCCGCCAAGUAGACAAGCCAAUGUGAUGGACACAGAAAGGAUGGACAGGCUGCAUUUUCUUCCUUCCUGCUUAUUUGCCGGGAACCUCUCUGGCAUCAUCAAGAGUUUGUCUCCCUGGAAAGUUAAAGAGAAAUAAGAAGCAAGAAGUGCACAACUUCAGAAGACAUGGGAGAGUAUGGACACAUCUCACCUGCUUAUUCUAAAGAGUAUUUGAUGCUGCAUAUAUUUAUUUUUGUACAAUGGUAAGAUAAAUGCUAGAGGUUAGCUUUUAUCAUACUGAUUUUUUCCUUGGUGUGCUUAAUAUUACUACUCCUUGAACUGUGAAUACAGUAAUCCAUCCUUUCUAAAGGAUAGUCUUAGUUGGAAAAGAAAGUCAUUGGUGUAUACAUUUGAGAUAACCUGAGCAGCUGCACACAAUCCUAUAAAGAAGUUUCUCUUAUAAAGUAUGUUCUGUGUCAAUUGUACAGAUCUCUCACUGUUAUAAUGAAUAUAUAGUAAGGGGGAGAUCACUUUCCUUGUUGACGCACUGACACAACUAGGCCUUCACAACAUCAAACUGCCUGCGGAGCCUGUGGAUGUUGGGAGAGCGAGAGAGACAAGAGAAAUGGUGAGCAAAGAGCCCAACCACUUGCUUACAGGCCAAACCAACGGCAAGAGCACCUUGGCGGACAAGUUGCCUGGGACAAUGACUGUGCGCUCUGUGCUGCUCAAUCGAGACUCCCCAGAUAUUGAGAGCCGCCUCAAGCGCCGCCGCAACCGCACCCACCAGGUCCGCUUUAAAGACCUGGAGGAUGGCAGCAGCAGCAGUGGCAACAGUGGAACAGGAGAAAACAAUAGCCAUCAGAAGCCUGCCACAAAUUGUGACAGCCCACAUCCUCUUCGCAAACACAGCAGCAGGUCCCCCAAGCCAUGGACUGACAGGGAUGGCCCACGGAUUCAGAGUUUACCUGGCCAAACCUCUGUGGUGGGGGCUGUGCGUGGGGACAUGGCAAGUACUAUAGAGGUGGUGGCUGCUUUCUUAGCCAGGGCCCCUCCUCAUCCAUUGACACCGGGCCCUACACGUCGAUGCUGGGCACCACCACAGACUAACUCCCUAACCUUGCCAAUGACACGCAGGGCCAGUACGAGCACCAGCACAGCAAUCCAGACCUCCCCAUGCCUUAAAAAGCCCCAGUCCCUCUCUACCGCCCACACACAUAGCCACAGCAUCGGGGACUCAGUGGGCAUGGAUGGGGAUGAUGAGCAGGACUCUCAAGAUGAGUACCUUGCGCACAACCAUGUGUUGGUGCCUGGGUCCAAGGAUCAGAAUGGUCCUCCUGGGCCUGGGGAUCCAACUGUGGUGGAACGGAGGUCUAAAGCCUCCAGGACAGACAUCAAAUCAGCUGUUAGUGUGGUAAAAAGCUCCAGGCACAGCUGCCCCCCUUCAGUGCUUCACAACACUGAGCCAUUUCACUGUUCCUCUGUGUCCUGUCGAGAUGGCGCAAAGCGUCAGGGAAGCAGCACUCCCUCAGUGGUCAGGAGGAGAAAGCGGCUGAAUAGGACAACAAGUGAUCCUGGAAAGGAAGUGCACUUUUGCACCACUCUCACUCAGACUGAAAGCCCCAGUCCAUCCCCGCCACCCUCAAAUACCAAACUCUGUACCACUCAAGUUCAAACUGAGAGCCCUUUCCCACCUCAAAAUUCAAAGUAUUGUACCACCCAAAGUCAAACUGAGAGUCAACAUAAAUGUCUACCUUUGAAUGACAAACAAUGCACAACUCCAAUUCAAAUCUCCAACUCUCGCCCAACCCUACCUCCAAAUGCGGAACAGUCCACCACUAAAAAAACAGACUCGCCUUGUCACUUUGUCACUCCAAAUCAUGAACCUUGCACUACCCAGACACAAACUUGCAGCCUCUGUGCUUCCCCACCUCUGACAAUAUCACUGAGUGAAAUGCAAAUUCAAUCGGAGAGUCCUGUAUCCCCAACUGUGACUCAAGACCCUCCCACCACCCAAAUAACUACUGUGCCUUACUGUUCCUCUCACCCACCUACAAGUGCACCAACACAGACCCCGGAACACUGCGCUAAACCACCUUGCUCCUCUCCAGCCAAACCAGUUUGCACCACCCCAUCUCCACCCAUAGCACUGUCCAUUCCUUGCUCCACUUCUGCACAUACGGUCGUCCAACACCCUAUCCCCUAUUAUACCGUUGUGUCGCCACCAACAACACCCAGCACAGCUGUUGUCUGCUCCAGUCCUUCCUCAACUGCACCAUCAUGCCCCACCCAAAUCUGCACCUCCCCUAUCUCAAACAUAGUAUCAUCAGCUCCCCUAACCUGUUCCACCCCUACCGAGACUGUAACCCCCAAUAUAACUCCCUUUGACCCCAUUAGACAUCCAACCACUACCCCAAACGUAACACAUCAGACACCACACAAUGCAUCAAACGCUCCACCUCCUACAAAUUUAACACCAUGUACAUUUGUAACUCAAACUGCCCUGUCAUGCACUUCCAUAUCUUAUUACUCUACUACACAUUCGGUUAGUCACCAUGCCCCUCACCCUAAUUCUACGACACCUUCUUAUGCCACUCUCAUACAAACUGUGUCUCAUUGCAACAUCCCAUGUCAAGCUCUGCAAAAUACCUCUUCUUCCAUCACAGGCAUAACCCCCUACUCCUCCCCAGUCCCCAAAUUAAAAUCUUGCACUUCUCUGCCUCCACUUGUGAAAACAUAUGCGUCCACUCUUCCUAAUGCACAACAAUGUGCUACACCAACUAAAGCUGUUCCUCUUUAUUCUUCCACAUUUCGUGCUGCACCACCAUACACGCCCCCCUCUCAGGCGCCCUACAACGCUCAGGAUAAGAGGGGCAUUCGACUUCCACCUCCUCCCCCGCCACCUCCACCUUACACACCACGCAAAAAGGGAAGUGAUCCACCAGGUCCUGUAAUCCGAACACCCAUGCUCAGGGCAGACAGCAUGGCCAACAAGAAGGAUAAAGAUGGGAAGAAGGAAAAAAAGGAAGAUAUAAAAUGCACAAACUCACCCAAGCUCUGUGAGAGAGCCAGCUCUCUGAAGCACAGAGCUGAAACUCCUCCAGUUGCUGUGAUGAAGGGAGAGAAGCAGUCCUCCUCAUCCUCAUCCUCUCCUGCCAAGGCCUGUUUUAAGUCCAGUUGUCUCAGCUCAGCCCAGGCUCAGCUUGGGGCACUACACAAAAUGCUUUGCUCAGGACCCAACGCCAGGCCCAACACCCCAAACAGCCAACAUCCUCUCCCUCCAAACCAGCAGGGUUGCUCUGGAGCCAGGGGCUGCUGUGCUUCUGGGGAGCGGUCUACAGUUGGGCCCCUGACUGCCACCCAGGCUGACACACUAAGACAGGUCCAGGAAAUUCUGGGAGGGUUGGUGUCUGGGGCCAGGUGUAAACUGGACCCAUCCCGGGUGACAGAAAAGCUCCUGGGUCCAAACGGACCCCUGCAUGACAUUCGUAGCCUGCAGACACAGCUCCACAGCCUGGAGGGGGUCCUGGAGACCAGCCAGAACACCAUUAAGGUCCUGCUGGAUGUCAUUCAAGACCUUGAGAAGAAGGAAGCCGAGAGAGACGGAAGACAUUCAUACAGGACCGGACAGGACAUUGAAAACUGUGGGACCUGCAGGGACUGUGCCUGCAUCAUCUACAGGUAUGCGGAUGGAUGUGUCCUCCUUGUAGAGCAUGACUUUCGUCUGCAGGAAGGGCAAGUGGUACGCACAUGGAAGGUGGGUGACCCUCCUGAGGGAUUGCCACAGACUCCCACUCCCCAGCACUCUGAACCACACCAACAAGACUCCCCUCAGCCAGUGCGACCACCUGCCACCAACAAGAAGAACAGGAAGAAAUGUUUCUGGUUCCUCUGAGUGCUGGAGGACAUAUGGUACUAUAUUGCACUGCGUACCCCCUAAAAAGAACUACAAAUGAUAAACUGUGGAGAUUUGAUUAAAAGACAAGUGCGGAAUGAAUUAAAGAAUUAAAAUGCAAACAUGAAACUGUGGAAG
Perca fluviatilis (European perch) is the source of this 4786-nucleotide messenger RNA. Its product is annotated as proteoglycan 4. The record is from RefSeq and is a predicted model, not a curated record. The coding region runs from base 1379 to 4648 and encodes 1089 amino acids. Gene Ontology annotation, biological process: inhibitory postsynaptic potential. NCBI's taxonomy places the organism in Eukaryota, Metazoa, Chordata, Actinopteri, Perciformes, Percidae. Gene Ontology annotation, cellular component: postsynaptic density. The transcript is spliced from 4 exons.